Messenger RNA from Symbiodinium necroappetens, 1047 nucleotides. NCBI's taxonomy places the organism in Eukaryota, Dinophyceae, Suessiales, Symbiodiniaceae. The record is from the annotation of a GenBank genome assembly.
AUGUCUCUGCGGCCUCGAUGGAGUGCUCAUUUGGCUCUCUGUGUCCUUGGAUUCGCUUCACACAUCGAUGAGGGCAGCCCCAUCAUCGGCAUGUUCUCGCUACCAGCAGAUCCGCAAUCCUGUGGCUCGUCUUCCUCUUGCGAGGCCUUGCCAGCAUCAUAUGUGCGGUUCAUCGAGUCGGCUGGUGGGGAGGUUGUGCCAGUGAGGUCCACCACAAGCGAUAUGGCUGAGCUCCUGCACUCACUGAACGGUUUCUUGUUCACAGGAGGGCAGGACCUGGAUCCUCCGCCGGCAGCGCUUCGUGUGCUGGAGCACUCCAGACGGAUGUUCGAGGCUGACCAGACGUUUCCAGUCUGGGGAACCUGCUUGGGCUUCGAGUGGCUAGUUGCGGCCAUGUCGCCGAAAAGCCUGACUCCCACGUUCAGGGCCGAGAACGUGAACCUCCCCGUCCACCUGCUGCCAGACGCUGCCACGUCACGCCUCUUUGCACAGGCUCCGACCAGGGUGCUCAAGGCUCUAGAGUUUCAGAACGUGGCUUUCAACUCGCACCACCGGGGUGUGUCGCCAGCAGAGUUCUUGCGGCCUGAGUUGAAGGACCUGAAGGUUCUGGGCACGAGUUUCGACGAGGAUGGCCAGGAGUUCGCCAGUGUGAUCGAGGGUGCCGCGGGCUUGCCCUGGUUUGGCGUGCAGUUCCAUCCGGAGAAGAAUGCUUUCGAACAUGGAUUGCUCCCUGAUGGCCAGCCAGCGACGGCAGCGAAACAUGGGCCAGAUGCCAUCGCCACAACACAAUUCUUUGCUAACUUCUUUGUGCAGCAGGCGCGCUUGAGUUCCCAGAGCUUCAAAUCUGAAGCGGAAGAGGCCAGCCGGCUCAUCUACGGGCACCAAACCUCUCGAGUUUUUCAACCUUACUUUGACGAGGCACGUGUACAUUACAUAUUACAGAUGCUCAGAAUCUGUGAAGCAAGCCAGAGAGUGAGAGACAGCGAGAGACACGCUGCUGCGGUUUUGAGGGACCAGUCGCUGUUUCCUCGGCAAAGGCCAACUUGA